AUGGCAGAUGAUGAUUUCGUCGCGGGUCUUCUUGCCCAAGCUACUCAGCAUAGCGACCCUGUUUAUGACUCGGAGAAAAAGCUCUUUGAGAAUACGGUUGCUGAUUCUUUGGACAACGAUGUCGACAAUAUCCACGAGGGCAUGCAAUUCCCCACUGCGGAGGAGAUGCUCACUCUCAGACGUGUAUCCGAUACAAUUCCAUGGAGUGCAUAUCUGAUUGCUGUUGUGGAACUGGCGGAACGAUUCUCUGUGAAUUUAUCUUUUCGUUCUAGUGUUGUUUUCACCAACUAUAUCCAGCAACCCCUUCCUCCUUUCUCCCGUACGGGUGCAGGUGGUGCAAAUGGCCAAUCUGGCGCCCUUGGCGCCGGUCAACAAAUGUCUACAGGCCUGACCACGUUCUAUCAGUUCUGGGCUUACAUCUGUCCAAUUGCUGGCGCCUAUAUUGCUGAUACCUACUGGGGUCGUUACAAGACAAUCUGCUGGAGUGUCGCUGUUGCCAUGUUGGGCCACAUCAUUAUGAUUAUCUCUUCAGUUCCUGGCAUCAUCGGCAGCCGUGCAUCACUUGGCGUGUUCAUCCUAUCUAUGAUUGUCACUAGCACUGGCACCGGCGGCUUUAAAUCGAAUGUCUCCCCGUUGGUUGCAGAGCAAUAUCGGAUAACUAAAUGUUACAUUGCUGUGACUAGUACGGGUGAGCGCGUCAUUGUUGACCCGGCCAUGACCACUACGAGAAUCUAUAUGUAUUUCUACCUUUUUAUCAACAUUGGUGCUCUUAUUGGUCAGAUCGGAAUGGUUUAUGCUGAAAAGUUUGUUGGCUAUUGGCUGGCCUAUACAUUACCCACUGCAGUUUUCUGCAUCUCUCCUCUGGUUCUUUGGUAUGGUCGUAAUCGUUAUCACAGAUCUCCGCCGCAAGGUUCGGUUCUUCCAGCCGCGCUGCGCAUUUGGCGGUAUGCCCAGCGCGGACGAUGGUCGUGGAAUCCUUAUAAGACAAUCAAAAAUCUCACCUCCAAUGACUUCUGGGAAAGUGCCAAGCCUUCUAAGCAGGUUGGCGAGAAGCCCAGAUGGAUGAUCUUUGAUGACCAGUGGGUUGACGAGGUCCGUCGUGGUUUCAAAGCUUGCAGCGUCUUCGUCUGGUUCCCGCUUUACUGGCUCUGCUACAAUCAACUUAACAAUAAUUUGGUCUCACAAGCUGCAACAAUGACCACCAAUGGCCUACCUAAUGACGUUCUGUCCAACCUCGAUCCCUUGGCUCUCAUUAUUUUUAUCCCGAUAUGUGAUUUGGUGAUCUAUCCGGCACUUGCACGUGCCGGCAUCCGGUUCACCCCUCUAAAGAAAAUCGCUUGGGGCUUCGGCACUGCAGCCGCAUCGAUGAUCUGGGCUGCCGUUGUGCAGUACUAUAUUUACAAGACAGACCCUUGUGGGCACUACGCUGGAACCUGCGUGGACGCAAACCAGAACCCGCUUGUUUCCCCCCUGAAUGUGUGGAUUCAGAGUGGCUCAUAUGUGCUCAUCGCAUUCUCUGAAAUUUUCGCAUCGAUCACGGGUCUCGAGUAUGCAUUCACCAAAGCACCGACGAACAUGCGUAGUUUGGUCAUGUCUGUGUUCCUCUUCGCGAGUGCAGCCUCAGCUGCCAUUGGCGAGGCUUUCGUCUCACUGUCGCUAGAUCCACUGCUCGUAUGGAACUAUGCCAUCAGCGCUAUACUUGCGGGCGUUGGUGGCCUCCUAUUUUGGAUCGUCGUUCGUAAGCUCGACAAGGAGGAGGACAAGCUCAAUAAUCUGGCCAAUGGGCACUUUGUGGACGAAUUAGGACUCAGCCCGCUGUAG
This is a messenger RNA of Suillus subaureus, 1821 nucleotides long. Its product is annotated as POT family-domain-containing protein. Gene Ontology annotation, molecular function: dipeptide transmembrane transporter activity. The transcript is spliced from 11 exons. Bases 1 to 1821 code for a protein of 606 amino acids. The record is from RefSeq and is a predicted model, not a curated record. Gene Ontology annotation, biological process: oligopeptide transport; transmembrane transport. Gene Ontology annotation, cellular component: membrane. NCBI's taxonomy places the organism in Eukaryota, Fungi, Basidiomycota, Agaricomycetes, Boletales, Suillaceae.